This is a messenger RNA of Silurus meridionalis, 2538 nucleotides long. Its product is annotated as probable endonuclease 4. Gene Ontology annotation, molecular function: DNA binding; DNA-(apurinic or apyrimidinic site) endonuclease activity; zinc ion binding. The transcript has 8 exons. Lineage: Eukaryota; Metazoa; Chordata; Actinopteri; Siluriformes; Siluridae. Gene Ontology annotation, biological process: base-excision repair. Gene Ontology annotation, cellular component: nucleus; mitochondrion. The coding region runs from base 531 to 1520 and encodes 329 amino acids. The record is from RefSeq and is a predicted model, not a curated record.
AAACUACUAUAAAAAGUUAUAUGUGAAUAUAUAAAAUAAAAAAUUUAUUAAUUUGGGCAAAUGAAAGGCCCAGACCAUUUGAAUGGGGGAAAAAAAUGCCCAGCAUGUUAAUAGUGUCGAAAGUGAAACAAGUGUGUUGACUAAUAAUGCUCGACAUAGCUGGCACUCCAUUCACCACCCGCCCAUUUCCUUUUUAGCAUUUCUGUGCAACAGAUAGUGCGCAGCUUUCAGCCAAAUACCACCGUCGCGGCCUCACCACCAUCAAAUUUGGCGGAAUUUGAAAACGUCUAAAAGCAAAACGUAUAACGCAUAUAAACUAUUUCACCUCCGAAAUCUCCCCCAGACACUGAGCUGAAAUCCAACCCUCUGAGCUUAACAACUAAAGCAGCAUCAGGUCACCACAGGCCAACGUUGGACUUUGGGCAUCUCUACUAUACAAUAACAAAACCUAUAUACCUUGUUGCAUAUUUCAAAUAGGCAAGCAAUCAAGGUGCUGGUUGUCCUCAUCAGGUAACUAACUUGAGAAAGUGAUGGAGUCACAUAAAAGAGGAGAGAAGAGGAGAAAAGCUAGAAAUCCAGUAAAAAAUGAGGAAAUUGAAGAAUUAGAUGAACGACCAGGAUGCAGUACUGAAGAAGUGGUGAGGGGAAAGAAAGGAAGAACUAAAGCACAAAAAAAGUACAUUGGUGCUCAUGUCUCUAUAGCAGGAGGUAUAUGGAAAGCAGUUGAAGCAAGUGUAGACUUGGGGGGUCACAGUUUCGGAUUAUUUUUGGGUUCCCAACGUUCAUGGCAAAGACCGGCCCUUGAUCAAUCUGCUGCAGUGAAAUUCCAGCAGGCGUGUUCUCAACACGGCUUUGACCCAGCCCACAUUCUGCCACAUGGAUCUUACCUGAUGAACUGUGGCUCUCCCAAGGAAGAUAUAUUUGAUAAGAGCCAAGACAUGUUGGUUGAUGAACUCAGUCGCUGCAGUGUUUUGGGCCUCACUCAGUUCAACUUCCAUCCUGGGGCCACCUUGGGCUCCAGCAAAGAGCAGUGCAUUGAGAGGAUCGCUCAAGCUAUAAACCAUGCUCACCAGCAAAUACCUGCAGUCUGUACUGUACUUGAAAAUAUGAGUGGACAGGGAAGUACUGUGGGUGGGGAGUUUAAUGAGCUGAAGAGCAUAAUUGACCAUGUUCGAGAUAAGUCACGUGUUGGAGUAUGUCUAGACACGUGCCAUGCAUUUGCAGCAGGUUAUGACAUUUCUUCAGCAGGAGGAGUGAAGUCUGUGCUUGAUGAAUUUGACCAGGUGGUUGGAUUGCACUUCCUGAGAGCAGUUCAUCUCAAUGACUCAAAAGGUAAAUUGGGAUGCCAUUUGGAUCGCCAUGAGGACAUCGGCCGUGGACAGAUUGGCAUCGCUGCUUUUCGAAACAUUGUAAAUGAGCCUCGACUCGACAACAUCCCUCUCAUUCUUGAGACACCUGGCCGCCCAGGUUUCGAAUAUGCUGAGCAAAUAGAACUCCUGUAUUCUUUAUGUGAGGACUAGAAUUCAUGGAGCCUCUUCACACAUUCAUGAAGCCUAUUCGCAGCUAUAAACACUGUGUUCUGUUUGGUUCACUUUACAUAUUAUACAUUUCAUACAGACAAAAACCAAAUCAGUUGGAUUUAUAUAAUCUGUUAAAUAUUCAGUGUAAGUGAAUGUUAAGAGAUUCCAGCAGAGGGAGCUGUAAACAAGACAAAGUGACAGUGAGCUGAAACCCCCACAGUAAAUCCUAUAAUAUGUCUGGGUUUGCAUUUCUGCUUUAAUAUUGUACUUUCAUAUGGUUAGAACAAAAAUCUAUCAAUCAUUUUCUGUUAGUUUAAAGUGUGUGUCAUUCAUAAUAUUCUUCCUCUUUUGUCUGUUAAUGCUUGUUCUUUGCAUUCACUGUUAGUGGGAAAUACCCCGUUUUUUCAUUUUCUUCUUAUCCCUGGCCAAGUUUCUAAAACGUUAGCUCAUUUAAAGCUGUUCACAUGGAGAAAGCAGCUCACCAGACCACACGGACACCGCUAGCCUGCAAUAAACACUAUUUCUGUUAUUGCCCCAGGAACAAUCACAGCUCAGUUCAUGCAAAUCUGAUAUGGCAUAUAGCUUUGACAGCUAAUUAAAAGGUAUUAGUUGUAGAAGUUGUGGUUCUUCUUGAAGGCACUGAAAGAAGGGGUUUAAUGUACAUUUUGACAGGAAGGGAAAGGUGCCUUGGUUAGGAAUGUUUCUCCAAUUCAGUGCCAGCCUACAGGAAAUGCCAGUCACACACAAAUCUGUUGUAACAGCCUCAGUGUCUGGUUUGGAUCAUUGGGCUACACAAAAUCUGUCGAGUCUAUAAAAGUUACACUGCUUGGCUUUAUUUAGCCUAUGUCAGACAUGAGGGUUCUUUAACAAAUGUAAAUGAACACAUGAAUGCAAAUUUAACGUUAUAUGUAAAAGGUUUUCUCUGACUGUAAUGAAUUCCAAUGGAGUUUUUAAAGGAAUUUUACAAGGCCUUUGCUUAAUUUUGUGAUCAAUAAAUAGGUAAAAUACUUUCAAGUAA